Messenger RNA from Anopheles cruzii, 1354 nucleotides. Its product is annotated as probable cytochrome P450 6a17. NCBI's taxonomy places the organism in Eukaryota, Metazoa, Arthropoda, Insecta, Diptera, Culicidae. Gene Ontology annotation, molecular function: monooxygenase activity; iron ion binding; heme binding. The record is from RefSeq and is a predicted model, not a curated record. The transcript is spliced from 3 exons. Bases 17 to 1354 code for a protein of 445 amino acids.
CACUGGCGGCCAGAAGAUGCUGGCAGUGAUUGGAACGGUUUUUCUCGCGCUUCUCGCCUUGUGCUACGUUUGGGUCAGGGAGCGCCGGUACCGCUUCUGGGCCGACCGUUCCGUGGCCUUCAUCGAACCGCAGUUUCCAUACGGCAACUUCAAGACGCUCGGCAAGGUCGAACACAUUGCACCCAUUACGCAGCGACAUUACGACCACUUCAAGCGGCUUGGGGUACCGUACGGCGGGGUGUUCAUGCUCACGACCCCACUGCUCUACAUUUUCGACACCGAGCUCAUCAAAACACUGCUGGUGAAAGACUUCCAGUACUUCCCGAACCGGGGCGUGUACUUCAACGAGCGCGAUGAUCCGCUGUCGGCGCACAUGUUCGCCAUCGAGGGCCAGAAGUGGCGCACGCUACGCACCAAGCUCUCGCCCACGUUCACUUCCGGUCGGAUCCGAACGACACUUCCGCUGGUGAUCGAGGUUUGCCGGCGCUUCCGGGACCACCCGCUCGUCGUGUACCUGAUGAAGGCAUUCCGAGGGUACGCAAACCGGCUCGGCAUGAAGCAACUGCACGACGAUGUUUCCCGGUUCUUCCUGGGCGUUGUCCGGGACACGGUCGAGCUCCGGGAGCGGGAGAAAAUCGUCCGGAACGACUUCAUGGAUUUGCUGUUGAAGCUGAAAAACACUGGCCGCCUGGAGGACGGUGGCGAGCAGAUUGGACACAUCACGUUCGAGGAAAUAGCGGCCCAAGCGUUCAUCUUCUUCACCGCCGGCUACGACACGUCCUCGACGGCCAUGACCUACACGUUGUACGAGCUGGCGCUGAAUCAAGCGGCACAGGAGAAGGCACGGGCCUGCGUCCGGGAAACAAUGCAGAAGUACGACGGCCAGCUUACGUACGAAGCCUUGUCCAACAUGCCGUAUCUGGAGCAGUGCAUCAAUGAGACGCUUCGCAAACAUCCACCGGUGGCGAUCCUGGAGCGCAACGCUGAUAAAGACUAUCGGAUACCAAACAGUGCGUUGGUUCUGCGCCGCGGUCAAAAGGUCAUGAUACCUAUCUACGCCAUGCACCACGAUCCGGAUCAUUUCCCCGAACCGGAGGAGUACCGGCCGGAGCGGUUCUCCCCGGAGGAGGUAGCCAAGCGUGAUCCGCACUGCUACUUGCCGUUCGGUGAGGGUCCCCGGAUCUGCAUCGGCAUGCGCUUUGGUUCGCUCCAGGCGAAGGCCGGGCUGGCCAGUCUGCUGGAUACGUUCCGGUUCAGUGUGUGCCCCCAAACGCAGAUACCGGUGCAAUACUCUCGGACCAAUUUUAUUCUAGGACCGGCGAACGGGGUUCAUCUGCGCGUCGAGUUACUGUGA